This is a messenger RNA of Cicer arietinum (chickpea), 1750 nucleotides long. RefSeq names its product ubiquitin receptor RAD23c-like. Lineage: Eukaryota; Viridiplantae; Streptophyta; Magnoliopsida; Fabales; Fabaceae. Gene Ontology annotation, molecular function: ubiquitin binding; polyubiquitin modification-dependent protein binding; proteasome binding. The record is from RefSeq and is a predicted model, not a curated record. Gene Ontology annotation, biological process: proteasome-mediated ubiquitin-dependent protein catabolic process; nucleotide-excision repair. Gene Ontology annotation, cellular component: nucleoplasm; cytosol.
UACACGCUGGCUCCACUUUCCCCGAUACACCGAAUAGAUCGACACGAAAAAACAUCAAAGAGGCGCGUUUACCCACACUCCUAAUUGUAGCGUGAGUAUUACAACUCAACUACUGCCAACAUAAACUAGCAUAUUUUUGAGGUAUAUCUUCUUUUAAAUCGUAGAGAGAGAGAAGAGAGAGAGAGAAGAGAGAGAGAGCGAGAUUUUGUUGCGCCUCCAGGUCACUCUUUAUCCGUCGUCGUUUUGGUCUGCGGAUCCCUACCGUGCCGUUACGAAUUCCGAAGCUGUUCGUUGCGGCGAUCAAUUCCGAAUAUGAAGGUUUUCGUGAAGACUCUUAAAGGAACUCACUUCGAAAUCGAAGUGAAGCCACAAGACACGAUUUCCGAAGUGAAGAAAAACAUAGAAAAUGUUCAGGGUGUAGAUGUCUAUCCUGCUGCACAGCAAAUGCUUAUUCAUCAAGGGAAAGUUCUGAAGGAUGGUACCUCCUUGGAAGAAAAUAAAGUAGCCGAAAAUAGUUUCAUUGUAAUUAUGCUUUCAAAGAGUAAGAAUACACCUGGUGAAGGGUCUACUGCUUCAAAUGCACCUCCAGCAAAGGCCCCACAGACGAGUGUGGCUCCUACUUCAACCCCCACAGUUUCUGUAUCACCUCAAGCUCCUGCUGUCACUGCAGCACCGCCUCCAUCUGUUGCUGCACCUUCUCCAGCUCCAGCUCCCACUCCAGCUACGGCUCCUGCUCCUAUAUCUUCGGCGACUGCUACGGAAGGUUCCGAUGUCUACGGGCAGGCGGCAUCCAAUCUAGUUGCCGGUAGCAACUUGGAGGAAACAGUUCAGCAAAUCCUAGAUAUGGGUGGAGGAAGCUGGGAUAGGGAUACUGUUGUUCGUGCUCUUCGAGCUGCCUUUAACAACCCUGAGAGAGCUGUUGAAUAUUUGUAUUCAGGUAUCCCUGAACAAGCUGAAGCUCCAGCAGCGUCUCGAGUGCCUGCAAGUGCACAACCUGCAAAUCCUGCAGCUGCAGCUCCUCAAGCAGCACAACCUGCUCCUGUUACCUCAAGUGGACCUAAUGCUAAUCCUCUAGACCUCUUUCCCCAGGGCCUCCCAAAUAUUGGUUCUGGUGCUGCUGGUGCCGGCUCUCUGGAUUUUCUUCGGAACAGUCAACAAUUCCAAGCAUUGCGAGCUAUGGUGCAGGCAAAUCCACAAAUAUUGCAGCCUAUGCUACAAGAACUUGGCAAACAAAAUCCUCAUCUCAUGAGAUUGAUUCGAGAUCAUCAAGCUGACUUCCUUCGCCUGAUAAACGAACCAAUGGAAGGUGGUGAAGGGAACCUAUUGGGACAGAUGGCAGGUGGCAUGCCACAAGCAGUAACUGUCACCCCUGAGGAGCGCCAAGCUAUUGAACGUCUUGAAGCAAUGGGUUUCGAUCGUGCUAUAGUAUUGGAGGUGUACUUCGCGUGUAACAAAAAUGAGGAAUUGGCUGCCAACUACCUUUUAGACCACAUUCAUGAGUUCGACGAACAAUGAUCCACUUUCCAAUAAUUUCCAAUUAUUUUUCGUUAUCUUUUCUCUCGGUGGACCUUUUUAAAUUUUUAUACUUGGUGUUUAAUGAGGUAAUGAUGCUUUAUAACGACAAUCUCAACUUGACUGUGGACAAAAGGGAUGUUUUUUAUCUUCUCAUUGUCGCCCUUGUUUUUAUUUUAUCAUUUCUGAUCCAUCGAGGGUUCCUUCUCAGUAUUCAUAUACAUAGUCUUUUGCUUUU